GAUCCAUGUAGUUGAUGGUUAUGUGAUCAAAUUACCUGCCCCAAAAAACUUACGUCUUUCUUUUGUUUCAUCGGAUCGGGGGACCGGGGGGGGGGGGGCUCUCAAGUGGAUGGUAUAUAGACACGCGCGCGAACAAUAGCUUCACAAAUCUGCAUACACGAAAUGCUGAAACAUCCUGAUCUAUAUACCGAUCCGAACUUGUUAGCACGCUCGGACGCAGUUUACUCGGUAUAUUCAGAUCAAAGAAAUGACCUCACUGUUUCCUUUUCAAUUGAUCGAAAGCGCUAGACGUACGUAUAACAGUAUUGCAGUUACGUUAUCAUCAACAGAGCAAGAGGAGAGAAUAAAAUGGUGGCCAUAAUAACGUCUCGUAGAUUCUUCGUCAUUUUGUCUUUGUUUUAUAAGGUCGUGUCGCUAUGUCAGGCCCAGUACCAUGGCAAGCUCAUUGGAUCACUCAGUGAUCUCUCAUCCCAUCGCAUUGCCGGGACAGUCUACGCUGAAACUUCGACUCAAAUCAGGAUCAUCGGCUUUAAUUAUGAUGGCACUGCUCCAGAUGCUUUCCUUUGGGCUGGAGUAUCUGGGACACCGUCUUCUGAUGGUUUUAUCAUACCGGACGAAACAGGAAGCCUUUUAAAGCUUGAACAGUAUGAUAACGUUGAUAUUUCAGUCAGCCUUCCUGCUGGAAGAACUGUAUCUUCACUUGCUUGGAUAUCGGUUUGGUGCCGAAGUUUCACGGCAAAUUUUGGACAAGUGAUUAUUCCGGGAAACUUCGUAGCCCCCUCUCCUUUAAGCCUUGGUCCACUAGGUUUUUCACCCCUUGUUCAUAAAACCGAAGCAUCAGACGUGACCAUCUUAAAUUCAAAGCAGAUCCGAGUUACGAAUUUGUUUUAUGAUGGCCUAGGACCUCGGGCUUAUUUUUGGGUAGGACCCGGAGGGACUCCUUCCAAUGGAGCCAAUGACCGUUCAAUACCAGACGAAAACGGAGGAACCGGUGUUAUUAGGAGAUACAGUGGGGAAACGAUCGUUCUAACUCUCCCUGAUGAGUUAACGGUGUCCGAUAUUGGGCAUUUUGGUUUGUGGUGCAUAGCUUUCUCCCAAGAUUUCGGACACGUUGAUAUCAGCAUACCGAACAACCAUGACCUGCCUCCACUACCUUUUCACAGUGGGACCAGCGGACCAAGGAGACUGACAUUUCCGAACUGCGAAACGCUGGUCGAUGAAAAGUUUCAAGUGAGUUGGAAAAUCGACGGGAGCGAUAUCAUCAUCAGACUGAGCAGUCUCAAUGGUACCGACUACGCCGCAUUCGGUCUCAGUGGAUCGACAACGGGAACGCAAAUGAUCGGCGGUGAUGUUGUCGUGACUUUCAUGGAUAACCAGACUCCACGGGCCGUCGACUACUAUCUGAAAAGCCAGGCCCAGUGUACCCCUCAAAAUGGUGACGGAGCCUGUCCAGAUACAAUAUCAUCAGAACAAGGAAGCAACGACUCUGUAGUAGUGGAAUCGUAUGUAGAGAACGGCGUUACACAUAUUACCUACCGUCGGCCUCUGGCUGCAACAGAUGCUACUUAUGACCAGGCUUACACUACCAAUGGCCCUGUCUACGUCAUCUGGGCGCGAGGACCUAUUAACGCUGAUGGUCGUGUUGCUUUCCACAACAUAGGAUGGUCAAAAAGUAAUUCCAAUUUGCAGAUUGAUUUUGGACGCAAUAGCAGCGCUUGCUCACCCCUAGGACAAGGGGGUAUUGCACCACCCGUAGCAGAUGGCUGGGAAAUACCUGGUAUCACACGCCUUGAGGAAGCAACCUUUACCGUGGAAAUGGGACUCUCUGGUGGACGCAAAGGGUACCAGGCCAUCACUGGUCGUGUUGGAUGGGGAAUCGCAUGGUUUAUCAAUGGUAUUCUUAUCCCCGAGUUAACCCUCAAACGCAACGUCACCUACACAUUCCGUGUAUUCGGUGGAGAUAAUGCGAAUUUCAGCGGCAAUUAUCAUCCUUUCUAUAUUACUGAUGACAUCAACGGUGGUUACGGACAACUCUCUGAAGCAGACAGAGAGGGUAUCAAGAUCUAUGCAGGCCCCGUUGAGGGUCCUCUUUGUCAGUACAUGAGCGAUACGAACCCUGAUUCGUAUAACACGUUUGACGAGUUUAAGGCAACCUUAGAAAAAAAUUGUUUGUCUGGUGAUCCUGGUGUACUCGAGUGGACUGUUCCUAUUGAUGCUCCCGAUCUCCUGUACUAUCAUUGCUACACUCAUCGUUUCUUGGGUUGGAAAAUUCACAUAACAGACAGCGCCACCACCGUCUCCUUGUCUUUAUUCAACAUUGCUGUCCUCUUCCUCCUUUACCUAAUCUUGUAAAAAGUUUAACGAAUGCAAUUACAUGAAUAUUCCUUUUAAAGUGGUGAGUACACUUUACAGACAAGUCCACGUAAUGGACAUGACUUAAGACACAGUUUCGAAUGAUCAUAAUUCAUAAGUUAUCAUAUUUAAAGUGUUCUUAGUUUUAUAAAAUAUAUUCAGCGGUAAUAAAACUUUGAAGAAAAAAAUUAUGGUUGUGACCAAAUGUGUUUGAUAAACUUAGUAAGAUUCGGUUGAUUUUUAAAGUAUUCAAACAGUUCUAGCCGGGUGUAUCAGACACAUUUGAUGUUCAGUUACACACACACUGAUUUGUUUUUUUUUACCAUAUUAUUGAAUAGUGAUAAAACUUUGUAAAGUGCAUUGUAUAUGUGUCUGAAUGUUAAAUGUGUUUUACUCGGCAAGAACUGUUUGAAAAGUGUCAAUCUUAAAGUUUGAUACUUAAGAACUAUCUGAAUGCUAUUUCCACAUGCUGAAAUGUGUUUCCGAAUGUGUGCAAAGCUCAUCAAGGAUUCCACAAAGUGGAUUCGAGCUCUUUAUUAGCUGCAAUAUCGUUAACACAUGUGUUACUUUAAAAGUAGGCUCUGUAUAUACACUAGUCAAAAUGACCACAUUGAAAAACUAUACAGGUGUCUUACCUGCAAUAGAGACAACUUAUAUAUACAUGUAUAUUUAAAUUUAAAAACAUUUUCCUUCUCGAGUUUGGUUACUCAUUUGUUAUAUACCCUAGACUUGUAGUGAAAAUGGUAUAGGCCUACAUGUACAUGUAAGCUAGAUCGUUUUAUGCAGAAUGCACAAAGAUUUAAUACACUUUUUUUUUUUUAUCUCUUUCGUUGUCAUGUGCCUUAACGUGACGAAUAUGGCUAUAUAUGUCCUUUUUAUUAUCCAUAAAUCACAAAAAUGUAAACAAAUUAUUCUGCUGAGACAGUUUCAGAGCGUAAUAUUUUUUAAUCCUCUUAAGCCAUUGUUUUGUUUCAGCUUCAGUCCUAGCAGACCUUUCAUUGCAAUAACUAAAGUCAGUCCAACACCAACCCGGAGUCUAUAUCUAUUAGCACCAUAAAGGUCUCUAAACAACACCAUAUUGGUCUGGGGCUAACUCCAUAUAGGCUAAUAACGUCUUUCUUUAAACAACACCAGCAAGCUUUCAUUCAAACGACACCAGAUUGAUUUUAAACGGAUAUUUUUCCAACACUUAUGUGUUGACAGAUUCCGGGCUCAUGUUAAAUGGACACACAGUGCUUUUUACAGGGUUGCCAUUACAUACCAUACCAUGCGUUAUUAGAGUCAAAUGCAGGUGAUUUAUUUUUGAUUUUUCGAAGUCAAUCCUUUAUAUUCGUCAAAUAUAUACGAAAAUAUUUUGUUAGAAUUGAAAUUUCAGAACAUCGGCUCACUCAGCACUGAUUAUGAUAUUGAAUCGUUUUGCACAUCUUGCCAUCCUUAUUAGGAGACAUUUCCAUUGUUGUGAUAGCAGUUUUAUUAAUGCGACAAUUUUUAUUGAUAACUUUGAUAUCAUGAAAUAUAGUCGAAAACAUAUACUAUAAUGGAAUACAUGCUCACACGCAAUCAGUAUAAUUCAGUACAGUUGUUUAAUCACACUGAAGAAACUGGUCUUUUUUACAAAAAUUCGCAUUUUUAACGCAACUCCUAAACCUUAAACACAGUUUUAUACGCACUUAUUAUUAUUGUUUGGUAUUCCAGAGUUGGAUUGAAACGCAAUAUUAUUAAAACUCAUGCCAAAUGUCACUGUGCACAAAGUAAAUAACAUGAAUGAAGGUUUAAAACAUGAAUGCACAAAAUAUGUACAUAUAAUAGGGCUUAAAAUCACAUUUCGAUAAUAAUCGUAAGACGACCAAGGUCAUCAGUUUACUUUUAUUAAGCCAUAAUUUGUACUUUAUGCGUGUGGGGUGUGUGUGAGGGUAUUGAGAGAGAGUGUGUGUGUGUGUGUGUGAUGCUGUGUGAUAUAUUACUCUAUGUUCUUUACUAAUUUUUAUCUGUAUGAUUUCACUAAGUGAUAUAAAAAAAGUGUACUUUGUAUAUUUGAGUGUGUGUGUCGGUGUAUGUGGGUGUGUAUUUGUGCAGAUGUUUGUUAUUUUUUUGUAUUUUUCAUAGUCUUGCUCUUCUUGAAUAGAGAACAAAAUGUAUUUAAACUAUUUUCUAUAAAUUAGUCAUGUAAUAAAUGUAUAAGUAGUAUAUUUGAUACUCUCUUUCUGCAUGGGAAUUUUUUAAAGAAAAGUUGCACUCUACUUCUCUAGCAGAAUAUUUCUACUUUCUCUAGCAGAAUAUUUUCUUAUUGCUUUAAUAAAGGUUAGAUUUCAGUUGUCAUACUAGCGUACUAUAUAUAUUGCAAAGUAAAUAACUAUUUUAAGGUGAAGUUGUAUGAUUAUGUAGAUUUUUCUAUUACUUUGUACUAUUUGCUAUGUUUAUUUUCGUAUCUGGAGGCAAUAAAAUGUUUAAUGUGAGUCUUUAAGGUA
This is a messenger RNA of Lytechinus pictus (painted urchin), 4820 nucleotides long. Its product is annotated as protein Skeletor, isoforms B/C-like. The transcript has 15 exons. The record is from RefSeq and is a predicted model, not a curated record. Lineage: Eukaryota; Metazoa; Echinodermata; Echinoidea; Temnopleuroida; Toxopneustidae. The coding region runs from base 349 to 2352 and encodes 667 amino acids.